AGCGUACGCUCGCAGUACCGUGCGUACCGUCUAGCGUAGCACAUCACUUACCGCUCGCUUUCAUUCCCGCCUUACCGAAUAUUGCCAUAAACACGUGUGUGACUUUUAUUAGUGUUAUCAUGUUUGUGAAGUUUUAAUUUUUUUUUUUUUAAAUUUGUAAAACAAAAAGGCAAUUCAAAAUGACAGCGGGUGGAGAGGAACACGAACCCCUGAUUUCUUCGUCUGUCGACAAUCAACGUGUGACAUACAGUAAUUCUCCUCAGGGUAGUUCACCAAGCGACUCCCCUCGAGCUAGCGGUGGUGAAGUGACGCUGGCAAUACCCCAAAAUAGAAGCUAUGGCGCUAUCGGAGGCGUGGAGAAGGUUACCUACACAUGGGCGGAUAUCAACGCGUUCGCGACGGAAGACCGGUCUAGAAACAGAAAGUUCUGGAACUUUUGGCGAGGUUCUUCAGAUCGCAUGUUCCAGCAGAGAAAACAGCUGCUUAAAAAUGUAAAUGGUGCCGCAUAUCCUGGUGAGCUGCUUGCUAUUAUGGGGUCUUCAGGUGCUGGCAAAACUACGCUACUCAACACUUUGACCUUCAGAACUCCACACGGCGUAGUAUCAAGUGGAACUAGAGCAUUAAAUGGACAGCCAGCUACCCCUGAGGCAAUGGCAGCUUUAUCAGCAUACGUCCAGCAGCAGGAUCUGUUCAUAGGCACUUUGACUGUGCGUGAGCAUUUAGUUUUUCAGGCACUAGUUCGGAUGGAUCGGCACAUACCAUACGCGCAGCGCAUGCGUCGUGUACAAGAAGUAAUUUCUGAAUUGGCACUAUCAAAGUGUCAGAACACAGUCAUAGGAAUCCCGGGGCGUUUGAAGGGCAUAUCCGGUGGUGAAAUGAAGAGGCUCUCCUUCGCUAGCGAGGUUCUCACGGAUCCUCCAUUAAUGUUUUGCGAUGAACCCACGUCUGGCUUGGACUCUUUUAUGGCACAAAAUGUUAUUCAGGUGCUCAGUGGUUUAGCUAAAAAAGGUAAAACGAUAGUUGUAACAAUCCACCAGCCUUCUUCAGAACUGUAUGCCAUGUUUGAUAAGCUCCUCAUCAUGGCUGACGGGCGCGUGGCGUUCCUUGGAUCACCAGAUCAGGCUAGCGACUUCUUUAGAGAGCUAGGAGCAGCAUGUCCGGCGAACUACAACCCCGCAGAUCACUACAUCCAACUGCUCGCCGGGGUUCCCGGCCGCGAGGAGACCACGCGACAUACAAUUGACACCGUGUGCACUUCCUUCGCGAAGUCGGAACAGGGCUGCAAAAUUGCUGCUGAAGCUGAAAAUGCUUUAUACCUUGAGCGUAAGAUAUCGUCGGGCUGGGCGGAGACGGCGUGGUCGAACGCGGCGUCGAAGCGCACCCAGCGCUCGCCGUACAAGGCGUCGUGGUGCGCGCAGUUCCGCGCCGUGCUGUGGCGCUCCUGGCUCUCCGUCACCAAGGAGCCCAUGCUCAUCAAAGUGCGCUUCCUACAGACCAUUAUGGUAUCAAUACUCAUCGGCGUAAUAUACUUCGGACAGAACUUGGACCAAGACGGUGUGAUGAACAUCAACGGAGCGAUUUUCAUGUUCCUUACCAAUAUGACCUUCCAGAACAUUUUCGCUGUAAUAAAUGUAUUCUGUUCUGAAUUACCAAUAUUCAUCCGAGAACACCAUUCAGGCAUGUAUCGGGCGGACGUCUAUUUCCUCUCGAAGACACUCGCAGAAGCUCCCGUCUUCGCCACAAUACCACUUGUGUUCACUACUAUAGCAUACUAUAUGAUAGGCCUUAAUCCUGCACCGGAAAGAUUCUUCAUCGCUUCCGGACUGGCCGCGCUCAUCACCAACGUUGCUACUUCGUUUGGUUACCUGAUAUCUUGCGCAAGUAGCAGCGUCAGUAUGGCCGCGUCUGUUGGACCACCAAUCAUUAUUCCGUUCAUGCUGUUUGGUGGUUUCUUCCUUAAUUCCGGCUCGGUCCCGCCGUACCUGGGCUGGAUCUCGUACCUUUCGUGGUUCCGCUACGGCAACGAGGCGCUGCUGGUUAACCAGUGGUCCGGCGUCGCCAGCAUCGCGUGCACGCGCGAGAACUUCACCUGCCCCGCCAGCGGCGAGGUCGUGCUCACCACGCUCAGCUUCUCCGAGGACGACUUCACAAUGGACGUGGUGAACAUGGUGCUUCUGUUCAUCGGAUUCCGCUUGCUCGCCUACUUCGCGUUGUUAUGGCGCGCGCGCCGCGGCAAGUGAGCUCUAGAAGCUUCCACGUUGAAACAGAAUUACUAGAAUAAUUUUGACAGAUUUGUAAUAAAAUAUGAAAUUCACUGUAAAUUAUACCGAAAAUGAAGGUUGAUAUGAACACUUACAAUACGAGGGUAGUUCGAAAAGUUAUUACGAUUGUUGUAAUUAUAAGCAUUGACGUAAAUAAAUAAUUUUUAUAUGA
Molecule: messenger RNA, 2433 nt
Organism: Melitaea cinxia (Glanville fritillary)
Lineage: Eukaryota; Metazoa; Arthropoda; Insecta; Lepidoptera; Nymphalidae
Gene: w
Product: protein white
Exons: 13
Coding region: 180-2240 (686 amino acids)
Biological process (GO): transmembrane transport
Cellular component (GO): plasma membrane
Molecular function (GO): ATP hydrolysis activity; ATP binding; ABC-type transporter activity
Source: RefSeq, a predicted model, not a curated record